AUGGAAAAAGUUGGUGCUUGGGACACAAAGAUUGUCAUCAGUGAGCUAACACAAGGUAGAGACCUUGCAAAUGAGCUGAAAAACCAACUUCAGCCCGCAAAAUCGCGCGAGGCAUGUGGAUAUUUGGUGGAGAAAAUACUUUCGUCUUAUAAUAAUGCAUUGUCAGUGCUCAACUGCAUGGCUUUUCUUGAAAAUCCUUCACAAAUUAAUGGCCUGUUGGGAUCUACUAGCCCAAGAAGCAGUGAGGGCUCUGAUCUUAUCGACUCUAAACGUGUCCUGAAGAAAAGAAAGAAAUUAGCAAAAUGGAGUGAGCAAGUGAGAGUUUGCUGGGGAACAGGACUAGAAGGCCCUCUUGAUGAUGGAUAUAAUUGGAGAAAAUAUGGGCAGAAAAAUAUUUUAGGGGCUAAAUUUCCAAGGGCUUAUUACAGAUGUACACAUCAAAACACACAAGGAUGUUUGGCAAUAAAACAGAAAGAAGAAGAAGACAUUCAAAGACAUGAAGCUCCACAGAAUAUGAUCAUUCUUAAAAAUGAAACUCAAGAAUUGGAUAUAAAGGAAGAAAUUUUCCCUUCCUUUGAAUUGUUUUCAGAGCCUAUGAAGGAAAGCAAUUUCUCAGCAAGUUAUUCACCUCCAUUUUUUUCUCCAACUACAUCCAAGUCAUAUUUCUCGAGGAUGAACGAUUUCGAGAUUCAUCACAAUUUUCAAACUUCAGAAUCGGAUUUCAGUGAGAUAAUUUCGAAUCCAGCAUCUGUCACUAACUCCCCCUUGGGAGAUUUGGAUUUUUCAACUGAUCCGGUGGAUUUCGACCCUAAAUUUCUUGACUCCAUAGAAUAUUUCUAG
Messenger RNA from Fraxinus pennsylvanica, 840 nucleotides. The record is from the annotation of a GenBank genome assembly. NCBI's taxonomy places the organism in Eukaryota, Viridiplantae, Streptophyta, Magnoliopsida, Lamiales, Oleaceae.